This is a messenger RNA of Aptenodytes forsteri (emperor penguin), 927 nucleotides long. It is a transcript of the gene REC114, whose product is annotated as REC114 meiotic recombination protein. The coding region runs from base 1 to 927 and encodes 308 amino acids. The record is from RefSeq and is a predicted model, not a curated record. NCBI's taxonomy places the organism in Eukaryota, Metazoa, Chordata, Aves, Sphenisciformes, Spheniscidae. The transcript has 6 exons.
AUGGCGGGCUCCGAGCCGGGGCAGGCCUCUGCGCCGGGCGGCGCCGGCGACACCUCCCUCCUCAGCAGCGCCACAACGUGGCCCUUGAAGCGCUACGGCCGCUUCCUACCCCCGACGGACGGCGACGAUGAAGGGCAAAACACCUCCUCUUGGAAGGUGGCGGGGCGCGGCGAGGCUGGGGUGGGGGCUGGCUGCUUGGUUUUGCUGUUUUUGAAUCAAAUGAACUCUGCGCCGGGCGGCGCCGGCGACACCUCCCUCCUCAGCAGCGCCACAACGUGGCCCUUGAAGCGCUACGGCCGCUUCCUACCCCCGACGGACGGCGACGAUGAAGGGCAAAACACCUCCUCUUGGAAGGUGGCGGGGCGCGGCGAGGCUGGGGUUUUUGAAUCAAAUGAAGAAUCAGGCUAUCUUAUCAUUACCAUUGUGGUAUCUGGCCAUUUCUUUAUUUCCCAAGGGCGAACAGUACUGGAAGGCUUUUCAUUAAUUGAUUCCCACAACUGGUUAAAGAUAGUAAGAAGAGCAGACUGCCUGCUGCUUCAUGCACAGUCAAAGAACGAAUGCCGCAUGUUUCGUGUUCAGUUUGGUGGAGAUUCAAAGGAACAGAUGCUGGAACACUGCUGCAAUUGCGUUCAGAAACUUGCAGAGUACCUCCCGGUUCAAGUAACUGAUGAACGAAGCCAGCAGCUCUAUCACAGUCUCGAUCAGCUGGCUAAUGGUGAAAAUCAAGUGAAGGAUACUGAACAAAAUGCAUCAGUACUACAUACAUCUGUGCUGAAACAGAAGUUUGAGCCCCCCCUUGGGUAUCGGCAUUCAGCGUGGCGCGCACAAGAGCUGGGGCCCUUCAUUCGCUUAUGUCUCAUGGAUCAGAAUUUCCCAGCUUUUGUGGAAGAUGUGGAGAAGGAAUUGAAAAAACUCACGGAAAGCUGA